Messenger RNA from Varanus komodoensis (Komodo dragon), 3715 nucleotides. RefSeq names its product ankyrin repeat domain 54 (gene ANKRD54). Gene Ontology annotation, molecular function: protein binding. Lineage: Eukaryota; Metazoa; Chordata; Lepidosauria; Squamata; Varanidae. The record is from RefSeq and is a predicted model, not a curated record. The transcript is spliced from 8 exons. The coding region runs from base 795 to 1418 and encodes 207 amino acids.
GAGGGGGUUGCCUCUGUGAGCGCGCGUCGCUGUCGCGAUGGGGAGGUCCAGAGCCCUUCCGUGUCGGCCGCCUAGAUCCAUAGGUCGCUUCAGCAACGGGAUCAGAAAACUGGACAUCCUGCGGGCCUUGUAAUUGCGGGCUAAGCGCCCGAUUCUGUGCCUGUUUUGCUGAGGAGAAAAUCCUAAAGGGCUGAAGUAGGGCAUACUUCCGAAUAAACGUGCCUAUGACGUUAGGCAAGCUCGUUCAACCUGGUGACCUCCACGUGCCUUAGACUACAGUUCCCGUCAUCCUCCGCCUGCACAGCCUCAGCCCCAUUUGUUAGACUUUGUUUCCAUCAUUUCUAGUCAGCAGUGCCCAGUGGCCUGAUGGGAGUUGUGGCUUGACACAUUUGGAGGUCUACCCUAGGUUGGGGAAGGCUGUCAUAGGGGGCUGUAGUAGCAAUUCAAGAGUCGACAUGGAUUGGUCCUUAACUUGGACUCUGUUUGUUAAGGAAUAAACCUUACUGCAUUUGAAUGUGAUCUGAGUAAAUAUACUGAGUAAAAAUGGGUUGCAGAGCCACUGUGACAUAGUGGUUAGAGUGCUGGACUGGUUGGUACUCACCCAGCCCUUGAACUCACUGGAUCACUUUGAGUCAGUCGCUGAGCCUCAAAUCUAACCCAUCUCACAGGGUUAUUGUGAGAAUAAGGUGGAGAGGAGGAUUAUAUAAACUGCUUUGGGUUCCCUGCUGGACAGAAAGAAAGUGCAAUAUAAAAAUAAUAAAUUAGUGUAAUUUUCUUUCAGCUGGUUUACUGCCAUGUGGGAGACCCAGUCUGAGGUGAUGAUUGGAGUAUUUUGCAGUGAAGCACUGAAAAGGUUAAGAGAAGCUGCCAAUUCUAAUGAUUUAGAAACAGUGCAGCAGCUUCUAGAAGAUGGAGCAGACCCCUGUGCUGCUGAUGACAAAGGUCGAACAGCACUGCACUUUGCAUCCUGCAAUGGAAAUGAUCAUAUUGUCCAGUUGCUUUUGGACCAUGGCGCUGACCCAAACCAGCGAGAUGGAUUAGGGAACACACCCCUGCAUUUGGCUGCCUGCACAAACCAUGUUCCUGUCAUCACCACCCUGCUCCGUGGAGGAGCUCGAGUAGAUGCAUUGGAUCGAGCUGGAAGAACCCCUCUGCAUUUGGCCAAGUCAAAGCUGAACAUCUUGCAGGAGGGCCUCUCACAGAGCCUGGAAGCAGUGUGUCUCGAAGUGAAGCAGAUCAUCCAGAUGUUGCGGGAAUACCUUGACCGUCUUGGCCGUCACGAACAGCGGGAGCAGCUAGAUGAUCUUUGCACCAGGCUACAGAUGACUAGCACAAAAGAACAAGUGGAUGAAGUUACUGACCUCCUGGCCAGCUUCACCUCACUCAGCUUGCAGAAGCAAAAGAUUGAGAAGAGGUAACGGGCUUUCCUACGAUCUCUCAGUCAAAAGGAGACAAGUCAAGAGAAGCAGCAGCUGAAGCUCAUCUGUAAGACUCUGGAAUAGCCGCUGCCCCCAGUCUUAAGCAUACCUUUCCUACUGGAUACAUGUCAAACUGUCCAGAACCAGCAGGCUGCUGUCACUGCCUUGGACUGCUCCCCCAGGAUAAGGGAUGAAGAAGAGGCUUUGGGGACAUUGGGCCUCCCUUCAUUGUCAUCAUUGCUGUUCCAAGCAUCAGGACUGCUGUUCCAGUUAACGGGGUCUCCUUCUGCUGGCCUGUUGUAGAGACAUGCCCUUCCAGGGACACCCCAAGAUCCUGCAAGAGACAGUUCCAACGGACUGCAAUCACAUUGGGGGAAAGGACAUCUGUCAGGCAUGUGAUGCGCAUGGCUUGUCAGCCAUUAACUCCCAUAUUUAAGCACACAUUAUGGAGCCUUUGCAGAAAGGGGGUGAAACUCUAAGCUGGUUAUUUAUUUUUAACACGGGGCAUAUUUUGAGCUGGAAAAGGGCUGAAGGGCCAGCUGUGCCGAUAGCUGAGGAAUAAAAGAGCACAUCCACCUCCCUCUCCCCACCCACCACACCCAGGCCAACCGCAGCAGAAUUUGACAAGACUUUUUACAGGAAUGCACCUCAGCUGCCCACUCCUGCUUCCUGCAGCACAGGUGCACAAGGACAGAACCCUGCUGCCAGUCACACCGAGGUGGGAGGAGGAAAAGCAAGAUAGAGCUUUUUCUCUGCUUUCACAGAGAAAAGUAGCACAAGAGGUUCCUUGGUGUAGGUUCCAGUGGGAAUCCCAUUGAGGGACUGCAGUGAGCUCUCCCUCCAUCUCAUAUUCCUACUCCAUGCCGUUAUCGCAGCUUUCCUGCUCUAUGCUCAAUCUGCUUAUGCAAUCUGCCUUUUGCUGAAAAAAGAAUGGAAGUAAUAUGGAGCCCACUGGGUGUCAUUCAGGGCUGCUUCUGGCACUGCUCUGCUUCCUGCAAAGACAUAUGCCCAGUUCUGACAUAACUUCAAUCAACCGCAGACUGAAUUAAGAUGCAAUGAUAAAUCACAGUUCUGAAUCAAGAACAGAAGAUGUAAAUCUCCCUGUACACAAAAUGUGGGGAGGCUCACCCUGUGAUAACAUCAUAUCAAACUGGGCUGUAGCCCCUUAUCUCAGAGAGGGUAGUCAAACUUCAGGCCUUUGGGCCAAACUGCCCCCUUGGGUUUCCUAGGCAACCCCAUUCCCUUUCCCCCAGCUGCCAAACAUGGUUUUCAUGCUUUUACAUGGGCUUUUCCCCAUUUUAAAAGAUUGUAAUGUCUCUCCUAAGGCAUUUUGGAGAGGCAUUGAAGGGCUUUAAGCUAAUACUUACUGGUAUUUUGUUCCUGUCUCUUGCCUCUCCCCACUGCCCACUGGAAUGCAGCCCUCAAAUAUUCCUUCAAAAUGGAAUUCAGCCUUCAGGCUAAAAGAGGUUCAGCAUUUCAGACCUGAGAUAGCAGUAUAUUGUCACGAGGGACACGGGAAAGGAGGCUUGAUAACUUCUCAAUGAUGCCAUUCUGUUUGGGUUUGGCUGGAACCAAGGUCUGUCUUGUCAUUGGUGACAUCAUCCUGUUUGUGUCACAGAAGUGAGGGAAAGGUUGCAUUUGCAUUCUGGGACUAGCCUCCCCAGGCAAAAAAAAAAAUGGUUUCACAGCCUUGUGCUCACUAUGAGUGAUCAAGGACUGCUCUUAAGCAGAGUUGGGUGCUUCAAGGAUAUAGAUGCCUCAUGGCAACAUGUUUUGACUUAACCAGCCCAUAAUCAUUGCAUAGGGGAGACUGGUGUCCUCAGCAAAUCCUUCUCAGGAGUCAAUGCCUUGCUUCCUGUAUCAUUAAAAUUUCAGGACUGGUUUUGGACCUUGAGACAAGUAGGCUGUCAUGCCUUUUUUAUUAUUGUGCUGCUUUUGUAGUGGAUGAGAAUAACUGGGUUAGUCUUCCCAAUGGGCCAUCUGCCAGAUGGAUCUGACUACAACUGCCAUCACAGCUGGGCUGUGAUGGGAGUUGUAGUCUGACCCAUCUGGAGGGCACCUAGCUGGAGAAGGCUGCUUUAGAUAAAAGUCCAAAGCUUUGCUCCCACAAUCCAAAUAGCUUUGAUAAGAGAUUCCUGAAUACUCAGGGGAGGAAAGUUUGGGGCUGACUUGACUGUGACCUUGCUGGAGCUGUCACGGUGAAUGCCGAGAACUUUGUUCCAGUAUGCAAGGAGGUGGGAGGUUAUUUGAACUUUUCAGUUGUAAAUGUCAAUAAAAUGCUCUUUGCUUUCAGGGUU